Molecule: messenger RNA, 633 nt
Organism: Echinostoma caproni
Lineage: Eukaryota; Metazoa; Platyhelminthes; Trematoda; Plagiorchiida; Echinostomatidae
Source: the annotation of a GenBank genome assembly
AUGGUUGCCAUGGCCACCCGAGAGAGUUAUCCUACCGACAUACUACUCGCCCCACCCGUGCAUCGUCAAGCUGUUGAGACGCAUUUUAUGUCCCUGCUCAAGGAAGCCGAUGCAUUGAAGCAUCGCAGUCAAGUGAUGAAUCAAAUGCAAGCUCGCGAUCAUCAACAGUUGUGGACUGGAUUGCUGAAUCAUCAGUUUGACAAAUUUUGGACCAUCAAUCGACGGCUAAUGGAACCCGUGGCUACCAACCAAAGAGUCGAUUCCCCUCAACUGUCCACCAGAAGCGGGACGCCUUCUUUACCGAAAACCGAUGACACGGAUGAUCAGGCGAAAUCCGGCGCAGAUGAAGUCACACCGGCAGUGCCAAAUUCAGAUUCGCCCAGUCGUUCCCGUCAGCUGGCGUCAUCCAUCAAGGCGUUUCGUUUAAUCCCGCUACGAUUAUAUCGGAGUUCUGCUGAUGAAUCCACGGAUCCAUGCCCGUUUGGCUACAUUCAGAAACGUAUUCAACCUUACACAAAUGAUGGGAGUCUCAUUUCGAUUGCGGAUGCAAUGCGUACUCUUCUCGUUCCGGGGGACGAAGAAAAUGUCGACUCAAUACUUGCUGGUCAGUGUUGUUUAUAUCAGGCGGGAUGA